Messenger RNA from Suillus subaureus, 627 nucleotides. RefSeq lists its product as uncharacterized. The transcript is spliced from 6 exons. The record is from RefSeq and is a predicted model, not a curated record. Bases 1 to 627 code for a protein of 208 amino acids. NCBI's taxonomy places the organism in Eukaryota, Fungi, Basidiomycota, Agaricomycetes, Boletales, Suillaceae.
AUGCAGCACCUCAGCAAUGAACUAUUACAGCAAGCUUCGGCAAAUGACCUCGAGCAUGUUUCCACACCUUGUUCCAGAGAUCUCACAUUGUUUUGCCCCGCAUGUUCUCAGCCUGGGAUUAAUGUAUUCUUGUCAGGGAAUGAAUCACUUGAUGACUGGAAAUACACCUGGUCAUUUGUUAUGGACAGAAAUUUCAAAGCCAAACACCUGUAUCCCAUCAAGCCAUUUGAUGAAGUUUGGCUUUCCAAUGGGUUGGGAUUCAUGGUGGGAAAGGACAGGUAUAAAACACAUCUUGCAGAGGCUGCUGACACAUUGGAAAAAUUGAGCUGCAACAAUCACCAGGCAGUAAAUCAAGCAAAUGCAGCUCAGCACAAGCUAGAGUCCACAGGUAUUGGGAGAGUUGCCUGUGCUCAAUAUGGUUGCUGUGUCCCUCACUCGAUGGUAGAUUUUCAGAAAGGUGAAAGACAAAUGAACAUGGACUACACCCUUUGUGAGGCUGCCCAGCACAAUAUGGAAGGCAUCACCAGGGCUGUCACCCUGCAUGACAUCAACUGUCAAUACAACAAGCACUUUCAUGUUCAGCAUCUGCAUGGACAUCAGGACAGCUGCUAUGUCCAAUAUGUAUAG